This is a messenger RNA of Tuber melanosporum (Perigord truffle), 2281 nucleotides long. RefSeq lists its product as uncharacterized. Bases 71 to 1975 code for a protein of 634 amino acids. NCBI's taxonomy places the organism in Eukaryota, Fungi, Ascomycota, Pezizomycetes, Pezizales, Tuberaceae. The record is from RefSeq and is a predicted model, not a curated record. The transcript has a single exon. Gene Ontology annotation, cellular component: TORC1 complex; fungal-type vacuole membrane.
AGGAAAAGCACCAAACUGGGCGGAAAAAAAAAAUCCCCCAGAAAUAAUAAGAAUAAUAAUAUUUCAGAAAAUGUCCGACGAGUGCCAACCCCUCCUCGACAACCGCCAAUCUUCCACUUCUUUGGUUCAGGGCAAUACAUCCACCGGUGGCGGCGGAGGAGACACAUCCUCUAACGACGAACUUCAACAGCAGCAACAACAGCAUCAGAAAUCCGCGCACCAUCACCAUCAGCAGCACCAGCGGACACACAAGAAGCAAUUUGUUGUCGGAGGUGCACACUCUCGUCAUCAUACGCGGGUCCCAUCGCAUGGGCGGAAUUUAAAUAAGCUUGGGAAGUUGACGCCGCUGGGGACAUCGCCUGUGAAAGGUGCUGGAAGUGAGAAGGUGAAGGGUGGUGGAAAGAAGUUGACGUUUGAGGUUGGCGAAGGUGGUGGUGAGGGGGGUUAUAAGGUCGAGGAGGGACAAGAACUGAUAGAGGGAGAAGAGGAAGGGGUUGAGGUUGUACCAGACGGGAGCGCAAGUGGUGGCGGUGGUGGUGCUUCUGGAGGCGGCGCUUCGGCGUCCAAGGGACUGGCCAAGUCGCCCAGUGCUAAAUCUCUCGAUCCCCAACUACGAGAGGGGGUGCGUCGGAAGUCGCAUCCCACAAGUCGAAGAGCAAGUGCCCGUGAGGAUAACAACAAGAAUAGCAAGAGGGAUAGAUCGCGGUCGAAAUCCAGAGAGGGCGGGAUGAAUAAGAAGAUUACGGCUUCGUCUGGACAGGCUUCUGCCGUCGAGAUGAGUUCUGGACGCGGUGCUGGUGGGGGAGGUGGCGAUGCACCGUUGACGACAACCGCAUCAUCAUCAUCACAGCCAUUACAACGGAAGCAACAUCAACAGCAUACAUCCCAGCUUACACCAGCACAAUCGAAAUCACAAUCACAAAGUCAACUUCAGAAUGGCAGGAAUGGCAAUACUCAACUUCAUACCGCAAAGGAACUGCACACCCACCUCCUCCUCCCGCACACAAAACCCCCCAGCGCAAUAAUCCCCCCACAAGUGAACCACGAGUCAAUCUCCAUGCAUACCAAAAUCCACCAUACCCCUCCUCCGCCAAACGCACCAAUAACCCCCACCCACUCGCUUCCCAACUCUCAUGACCAGCCAUUAACCUCUCGCUUCAUAGACUUUUCAAAUUCACAAGGCGGAACCUCAACCUCCAUCUCCCCAUCUUCCGGCGGCGGCGCCCGUCGCAGCAGGGGUACCGGGGGAAGAGACGGAGCUCCCCCGUCCACCGCAACCUCAUUCUCAACCCCAAAUCCCAACAACUCUUCGUCUACCCCGAAAUCACCAACACACCCUCCAUCGACCACUCCCACCAUUACCCCUGCUACCAUCGCAGCCAAACCUUCCAGAACCCAACAAAAGCUUUGGCUCCAACGCCAAUCCUCCCAGUAUGAACCCCCCAUGGCGAUCCCUCCUCACGCAUACCUCUCCCAAACCCACCAAAACCCACCAACCCAUUCCCAGUCCCACCACCACCAUACCUACCACCCUGCCUCCUCUUCUCACCACCACUCCCCCUCCGUACCCCUCUCCAUCUCACUCUCCCGCGCAACCCACCCGGCCCGCCUCACGAAGGAAUUCGAACACGUGAACCGCGAGUACCUCAACACCCGCCGCUUCAUGAACCCGAUCCUGGAUUCCCUGGAGAGAGCAGCCAUUGGCCGCAACCCCGACCGGCGAAUCCCCAAAAGGGGCCAUGCCAGCGACGCAAGUGGGAACAACAUGGGCCUUUCCCAGAGCCUGAAGGAAACUGGAAGUUUGAGAGUUGGCGGUGGGGUGAGAGGCGGUGGUAGUAUAGGAGCUAAGGAUGAUUCAGCCGUUGCGAGACAGAGUGUUGCUGAGAGGGGGAGGGAGAGGGAGAGAGGCGGGGACUUGUAUGCUCUGUUAAUGGGGAUUUGGAGGGAGGGGGAGUUGUUAGUUUCUAGGGAGUGAGAUGUGCUGUUGCCUUGAUGAGUGGGUAGAUGAAUGGGUGGGUUUUCUUUUGUCCUUUUACCACUACAUUAUUAUCAUAAAGCUUGUCGUAGUCUUUGCUUCAUUUCCUUCCCUUUUCUCUUUAUCAUGUGAUCAUUCAUCCUUUCCUGAUUUUGAUGUAAUUACUCUUUCUUUCUCUCUCCCUUUCUUUUCUUGUCGUUUGAUUGGUAUGGGGGUCUCUUCUUGUCUCGCUAUGUACCUUUGUUUUAUUCUUCGUACUGGCACAGGUGUAAAUUAAAUUAGGUGGUAACUAUCCUUUUCUUUUUA